Ooceraea biroi (clonal raider ant) is the source of this 2476-nucleotide messenger RNA. RefSeq lists its product as uncharacterized. The record is from RefSeq and is a predicted model, not a curated record. Gene Ontology annotation, molecular function: protein binding. Lineage: Eukaryota; Metazoa; Arthropoda; Insecta; Hymenoptera; Formicidae.
CGAGGAUAACGAGGAUUUAUGGCGGGCUAGGUGGACUGUACAUCAGGUUCGAGAAAGCCGAGGGAUUCAUUACCGACCGUGGAAGAAAUCCUCGGCGAUCCACGGGGACCUGAAGCGGCGGCACUCCUGGAGCAGCGAGGUCGACUAUCAGCCGGCGGAAACGGAAGCUAUUACUACCUCGGGGGGAGAUCCCGCUGUUCCAGUCCCCUCGGACGACGACGGAAUCUCCUACAAGGAGUAUGGCCGUUCGGUGCAGACGGUGGACUUGGUGGCGCACUGUCCGUUGCAGGUCGUGACAGGUGGCUCGAGGUCGCCGUCACCCUCGAGAUCGCCGACGCCCUCGCCGACGUUUUCGACGUCCGCCGUGUCGACGGCGAGCAUGGGGCAACGGCCGAGCACCCUGUUGCGCCCCAAAAUCUCGCUGACUUGGGUCCUACGCGGUCAACAGCAGCCCGGAACCAACGUUGUCUGUCCGACCACUCAUGGCAACGGAGGUGCAACUGGCGAUCGGGACACUCUGUCAAGGAGCGGCAAGGAGAGAUCCUCGAGGAGGAGUGUCAAGAGCGUCAAGGAGAAGGAUGCCGCUGGCAAGGAGAAUAUCGAGAGUAAGGAGAGCGUGGAGAAACGCGAGAAGAAGAUUAUGCACAGGCUGGAGAAGAUCGAAAGGACCGAGAAGACCAUCACUAAAGAAACGAUUGGCAACGAGAGGCGAUUGGAGAGUCCGCUGGAAAAGCACUCCGAAAAGGAAUUCGUUGGUCUAAAGGAUUCAAAAGAGAAAGAAAAGGUAAAAAGAGCCGUGUCCGAACCCUCUUUGGUAUCUCGCGAGUCAACGUCGACACCCAACGGACGGGAGAAACAUCGGCACCGACGGACCAAACGCUCACAUAAACCUAGACCACCAAGUAGAUUCGGCUACGAGAUUGCCGAUCUUGAUGCUUUUUUGACUAAGGCCUCCAUAGAGAGACCGGCGAACAUCCCAGUCGUCUUGUCUUUUCCUUCAGUGUUGUAUCAGACUCAAGGUGGCACUCAAGACGAGAUGGCCCUUCCUCUGGGCACAGUGGUGAACGCUGUCUUCAAGAACCAGACUUGGCUAUACGUGCAAACGCCCCACGGCCAGGAGGGCUACGUUGGCUACGCUGCCUGUUUGCCUCUGGGGAUCUUACCGCAACCCACGCGUGGUCCCUGCUGGGAGGACUCCACCGAUGUUUUUCCACGGCCUCUCGGGAACAUGACAGACACCGAGAAGCUUCGGGACACCAGGUCGGAGUGCGGGGCGAGUCGCGGGCGCAGUGGCAGGAUAAGACGGAGUUCGAGGGAUGCAGUAUCAGCGUGCGGCGAGCGUAGCGUCGAUCGGCUAUAUUUAAGGGCGGCGGCGAACGCGCGCACGAAAGGUUCGCGACACACGUUGCUGGUGAUCAGGAGUGACUACGAAGCGCGCGGUGCGAACGCCCUGACCGUCUCAAAGGGCGACGUGGUCGCCCUGCUCAGCGACCAAGUGAGCGACUGGUUCUGGGUGCGUUCCAGAGACGGCAGGGAAGGAUUCAUCCCCGCGGUCAUCGCCGGUCACGGCUUUCUCUGACCAUCCUCGAGACUGGAGGCGCAAGCCCUCGAUACAUUAAACUACUCAUGAAGAGAUGAUAUCGCAUCCUCUGCGAAUAAUACUAUUAUAAUUAUUAAAUAUUAAAUAUCUGCGAUAAAGCUUUUGGAAGCGAAUUUUGUUUCAGAUAAAAUAAUUUUGAUAUAACACGAAUAAUACAACUUUCGAUUUUUUAUAAUGUUCAACAGAAGUUUCAAAAUGUCCCAAGAUAGAAGUAAAAGACAAGUGAUUUAUUUCAAGAAUGAAUCUAUGAUGAUAUACCAUGAGAUUGCGAUAUCAGUUUGAGUCUUGUAACAUAAUUUAAUCUAUAUUUAACGUAUCGAUAUACCACUGAUAAAAAAGAAAACAACUAGCGUUUUGUAUUUAAUUUAUAAUAUAAAAUUUAACUUAUUUAGGUAUAUUUAAAAGCUUACUUCGUCAAUCCAUCGCGUCACAAAUUUCAUUUAAAAAAUGGCUGUCUUUAAAUUAAUGCAAUUAAGUUGAAUUAAAAAUUUACCCGCAAGUCGACAUUUAAAUUAAAUUAAAUUGUAUUAUCUUAUUGAUACAAAUAUAAUAUCGUGUUACGUUUCGUCCGAAUCUUAAUGUAAGAUUCCGUCAACAUAUAUUUACAACAUUUUGCUUAAUAUUUAUUUGGCUGCUCCUUCUUGCAGUAUUUCAUACUCCAUGCGUUUGAUCAAGAGAAAAAUUCAAAUAGAAUUCUGGAUUGAAAGAAUUUCAAAAAUUAAUACUUUAUACGCGGCCAUUUCAUGAAGAUCGUCUACAUUUUGCUGUGGAAAUUACACAUAUAAAUCGUAUAUUUGUAUAUUUGUACAAAAGAAGAAUCGCCAUCGUACGAAAGAAAAUAUGUAUACUUUAUUAAUUAAUAUAUUUAUUAAAGAA